Messenger RNA from Bemisia tabaci, 8486 nucleotides. It is a transcript of the gene kibra, whose product is annotated as WW and C2 domain containing protein kibra. Gene Ontology annotation, biological process: regulation of hippo signaling; cell migration; regulation of DNA-templated transcription. Gene Ontology annotation, cellular component: cytoplasm. Gene Ontology annotation, molecular function: kinase binding; molecular adaptor activity. NCBI's taxonomy places the organism in Eukaryota, Metazoa, Arthropoda, Insecta, Hemiptera, Aleyrodidae. The record is from RefSeq and is a predicted model, not a curated record.
CCUGAUCCAGCACUCAUUAUGGCGUCGAGUCGAUGAGUGUUGUGCUAUGAAGCGCGCAGUGUAGUUAUGUGUGUCCGUGAAUGUUGUGAUUUUAGUGUUAUUUUAGUGAAAUAUGCCGAGAAAAAGAAACGGCGAAAUCCCUUUACCCGCCGGAUGGGAUUUUGCUCGCGAUUAUGACGGGAAAAUAUACUUUAUAGACCACAACAACAAGAAGACCACUUGGAUAGAUCCGAGAGAUAGGUAUACAAAACCGCAAUCCUUCGCAGAUUGCGUAGGAAACGAACUACCCCUAGGUUGGGAAGAAGCCUAUGAUCAUCAUAUUGGUGUUUACUACAUAAAUCACGUUAAUCAAUGUACGCAACUGGAGGAUCCUCGUUUAGAAUGGCGAGCCAUUCAAGAGGAUAUGCUGAGAGAAUAUCUUCAUACAGCACAGGAUGUUUUAGAAGCAAAGAAAGAAAUUUAUGACAUCAAGCAACAAAGGCUGUACUUAGCUCAAGAUGAAUACAACCAUCUUCAUAAUGCUCUUUCUACUCUUAAUGCAUCCAGGACUAGCUUGUGUUCCAGUUCCAGUAGUGCCAGCACUAAAUAUGAUCCUGACUUGCUCAAAUCAGAUGUUGCUUUAGCACGUGACCGUGUCACCAGGCUGAAACGAGAAUUAGAACAAAUUAGGGCCGAAAUGACAUAUACUCAGCGGGGUGUCGAAACUCUAUCCUCUGUCGAACAAAAACUUAGUGCUAGUGCCGGUGGUUGCUACAAUAUUGCUGAAGCUCAAGCGAUUAUAGCGGAAUUGCACGAAAUUCAAAGAUCUUUAUCAUCUGGAGAGAAGGAGCGCAUGUCAUUGAUGCAGUCUCUCGCUAAACUGAAAGAUGAUCUAACGCGACUUCAGCUGUGCAGUGACUCCUCCCCAGACAUAUCCACGCUUUCACUCCCCCUGGACAAACUCUCGACUGCUUCUCAAACAGAUCUGUCAGGAGAAUUGAUGCCUAUGGGAACGCGUUUGGCUGAAAUGGCGCGCAUGAGGCUGGAAUAUGAUGAAGCAAGGAAGAAAAUCCAACAGAUUCAGCAGCAAUUGGCUGAUCUCGAGGAGAAAGUAACCCCAGGUCAAGCCGAAUCAGACAAAGAUAGGUUACUGUUAUUCCAAGAAAAGGAGCAGUUACUGCGUGAAUUGCGAAGUAUUACUCCAAGAACUCGUAGCAAUAAGGAAAUGAGUGAAAUCCAAGUUGAAAUCAAGAGAUUGGAACAAGAUCUGAACACAGCUCUAGAAAUGUCCAAUAGAGCCAUCGCAGACAGAUUACGUUUGCAUGAAGAAAAGCAGUUGCUACUGCAAAACCUAAGCGAAGCGCUAAAAGCAAUGACUUUACUAGAAUCUCAACUAAAAACACUUUCAGCCUCAACUCUCUCUGUUAGUUCAAGUUCCAGUUUAGGCUCACUCUCAACAACUAGUAGUAAAGGUUCUCUGAGUAGCUCAUUAAGUUUCACAGACAUUUACGGUGGACCACAGUGCACGUCCUCAACAGACAGGCCUGUCGAUAUGAUCGAUUUGCAAAGACGAGUAGAAAGACUGUUGAAGAACGAAAAUUCGUCUUCGUCUAGUUCCAUAGCUUUAUCUCAGAUACCUCCCCCGCCUUUGUACGAAGCUCCCCCUAGCAGUGUACCCCUCUCCGAUCUCCUCUCUCGGUCAGGGAAUAGUUCACAAGGAUCCGGCUUGGGACGGCCGCCUUCACCGCCUCUGUCACCAAUCUCAGAAACUCCGCGUUCGGUGUCUGACGAAUCCGUUGCAGGGGAUUCUGGUGUGUUCGAAGCGUCUAACAAAAGUCAUACAACUCAUUCAGACAUCAACUUAGAAACCCCACAAAUUCAGAUAAAACUCAGGUAUUCCGCUGCAGACAGUCUUUUACAUGUCGGAAUUGAAAGAGCAAGGAAUUUGAAUGCACUCCUCGUUCCUGAGAACUGUCAAGUGUAUGUGAAAGCAGCUCUUCUACCAACAGGAGGCAGCGCAACAUUAACUUGUUGUACAAAACCCAUAUCAGAUUUGACGCGGCCCAGGUUUGGUGAGAACUUCCCCCUUUCUGUAGCAAUGAACAAAUUAUGCACAAAAACAUUACAAGUCAAUGUCUGGUCACUCUCACCGGACAAGCAAGUUGAAUGUUUGGGUUGUGCUCAAGUAAGUCUAGCUGACUUCAGCCCAAAAACAACAUCUUUAAAAUGGUACAAUAUCCUAGGUUUUAAAUUUUUACACGGUGGAGGGCGUUCUUCACAAGUGAUGUCAUCGAACAAAGAAGAAAGCUCAGACGAUUCAACCAUCAUUUCUUCUCAAACUUCCACUCUGACCAGAAACCAAGGUUACGGAGAAGAAGAUGGUGUGAUGCUGAGGUUAGAUGAACUGAGGAGUGAAGACGAAGACGAUUACGACAGUUCAGACGAUGGUGAAGAAGGAAACAAUCCAGGUCACGAUGAUGAUGAUGAUAGCGAUUGUAGUGAGCAUGGUAUUCAAGUUUUCUGUGUCCAGGACGAAAACGGUCUUGGCCAAGUCUUAGAGAUAGCGGAGGAGGAAAGCAUAGAUACAGAAGACAAAGAAACAAACACUGAAUGUUGUUUUGUCCCAGAAAAAGGUGGCUCUGCACAGAACAAGAAGCUAUCACCAGCCAUCGUCAUCAAAAGAUCACAGACGUUUUCGCCUGUGGCUAAAAAUCAAUACAUUUGUAGGCUUAAUAGAAGUGACAGUGACUCAUCAAUGCCAUUGUAUAGGAGAUGUUAUAGCAUCGGGUUCUGUAGUAACGUAGGACCUUUCAAGCGCAACUCAGUCGAAAGGCGAUCACUCCGCUGGGGGAAAAGCCUCACCUCAAGUUCGAUGAGGUCUCGGCCAAGUCACUCUGGUCCGAGGACUAGCGUUGAUCUGGAACUAGACUUGCGAGCGCAACACACAAGACUGCAAACACUGCAAGAUGAGCUGCAGAGACUUCGCGACUUGAAAACCAAGUUGGAAACUGCUAAGGAAAGGAAUGAUUUGGAAAUCGCUGCGUGGGUUCUUGAAGACACUCAAUUCCAAAAUCUUGUUGCUCAGGCUGCUGGUAAAACUGCUGAUGACAGUAAAGUAGACAAACUACUUAAGAAAACAUCAAGGGAAAUCUAUAAACUUCGAAAGAGCAAAGCAGGCAAAGGCAAACCAGAUUUAAUUUCAUUCAAGGAGAAGAUGGCUUUCUUCACGUGUGCAAACUUAUCCGUUCCUGUUCUGCCCUCAAGAGAAGAGCCCAUUCCAUCCUCGCCCAAAUCUUGCACAGAUCUUCCACCUGCGCCUUCAAGCUCUCCAGCACCAUCAACUUCGAAAGCUGAUGCUUCUACGGAGCCUGAACAACCACGAAGAUACGAGUACACGGUCGACAGGACUCUUGGAGUUGAAGUUUAAACAUAAUAGGUCUGGUAACCCAUGAAGGUUGUUCAAACAAGCCGCUUCGGUCUGAAGCCAAAUCCCAGUUUUUACACUCUGUGUUUCCAGUCAAAUCAUAGAAGACUAUAAACCUCACCAAGCAGGGAAAAAUUGAGGGUUUAAAUUCUAUGAUAUACUUAAACGAUGUUCUGGUAUCACAGCACCCACCUCUUGAGUGCUUAUUCUGUUGCAAUCAUUAAAAGAGUUCCAAGACGAUUGUAGAUUCAAAAUGUUGAAGCUGAUUUUCUUCACCUGUCACAAAAUUUUCACUCCUUUUGAUAAUUGCCAGAAAAGCAACCCCCACAUUUGAUGAAAGUUUCAAAAGUACUCUCUCUGAAAGUUGAAAUUAAAAUUUUGUAAAGUAGUGGCCUGAGAUUUUCACAUAUUGCAACAAAUUAUGCCUUGAAGGCAGAUUUCUCAUCUUUGAAUUUUUCGAGUCCUGAUACUUUUAUGAUCAGCGAAAAGACACAAAAGCCUAAUAUGCCUAAAGAGCAUGCUUAUAUGGUAAUGAAAACAAGUUUGCAGAACCCGAAAUUUUAGUCCUGUUCCACAAAUUGUCGCAGAAUUAUCAUCAAUCUACCACAAAUACAGUUGAUUUAAUCAGAAUACUGGUUGUGCCAAAAUUCUAGUUCUGGCCCUGCAAUAAGUGAUUGCAGAAAGGUCACAAUGACACAGCCAUAAUUAACAUUUCUGCAACUUACUGAAAUGUUAUUUUUGGCAGUUGCUGGGUGGAUAGUCAUCCAAAAAGUCUAGACACAAAAUUAAAUAAGAAUUUCUAGUUCUGUAAACCAUUAUCUUUUCUCAGUAGGGAGCCAUCUUUUGUGUUUUUUGCCUCCUUUCAUAGAGUUACUUCAAUUACGUCCAUCAAUCUCUGAUAACACUGAUACUUGUUUAAAAAAUGCUGCAUCAUAUCAGUUCUCAGCGCCUUAAUGAUGGGGGUAGCUGAUGAGUGCAAAUUCAAUUCGUACGUUUCCAAAUUUUUUGUUCAUAAUGAAAUGAACAGAGCCUUCGGAAGGUUUUCCUCGAGACCUCUGAUGGACCAUCGAUGCCAAUUUUAAAAUGUUGUUCUAUGUAUUUGUUAGUUUUAUUAUUGUUGAUCUGUGUUUAUCUUGAUGGAAACAAGCCUUUGAGGAAGCCAAUUGGAUAAGAUUCGCGCUUUUCCGUGAUUAGUUGAAUCCUCUCAUAAAUUCUGAAUCAUUGUAAAUAAGUUAUUCCACAGAUGUCGAGAAGGAAAUUGUGCGGCCCGGACAAUUGCUCAAACUAAUGUAAUUUUGUCUCCUAGUGAUGUAUUCUCUCAUUUGUUUUUACUUUCUGCAGUGGUCAUAACCUAAAAAGCAAGGCAUCUCUGAAAUAUUUACAUACGUAGCGUUUAAUGAGAAGUUAAGAAAGUAUUUGUUCCGAUAGUGUGGAUGGUCUGUUGAUUCAAAAUCUGUUUUCUCUAUGUGCAAUUGAGGACCCCCUGGUUGUGAGAAUAACACAUUUCAAGUUUUGUAUAUGAUGUACUACGCAAACUAAGCUUAGCAGGUACCCUAUUUUUGUUUUUUUGGAUGACCCAACCCUUCUAUUGAAGGAUGCCAGGUUGAUAUUGCAAUACAUUUUCGGUUUUCGUGGAAAUAUCCUUGAUUUUAUAAAUUAGUUAGGCUGUAAUCCUCAACAAUCUUCGUUGAACUUCGUAAGUAAAAAAGAUCAUAAUUGCGCAAAAUUAAUGCAAAAUGAAUAAGCAGUGACGAUCUGCGAUACUCGCAAACCGAAAACAUUGUUACCGAGUUGAUGGGCGCAUAGAAGGUCCCCGCACAUAUAAAAGCAGUUUAUAGGCUGUUAUUGCAUACAAUAAUUUUCGUUGAAGUUGUGAAUUAAAAAUCAUUAUAAUCGUGCAAAAUCAAUGCAAUACGAAUGAGCAGUCACUAUCAGCAAUAUUGGCAAACCGAAAAAAAUAUUAGCGAGUUGAUAAACGCAUCGAAGGCCCUCACUCGUAUAAGCUGUUAUUCCACUCAUUGCUCCAGAAGCCUGACUUAACUCGGGGGAAAAAAGGGUUUUUGACCUCCAGCCGUUACCUAACUAUGUUCUACCUAUACCACGGUAUAGUUCAGGGUAUUGAGAAUCCGAAAAGCUAAUGGGAGUGAUAAUGACCUAUAUGUGUAUGGGCCGCCAUUAGUGCAGGGUCCUCAAUUGCUCUACACUCUUAACACAAUUUUCACGAUUUCGAUAGCUCGAAACUGAAUCAGAGAGUAUACCCUGCCACAAUUCUUUCACCCAUUCUGAAUGAGUCAGGAAUAUGUAAACGGCUUUCUAAUGAAAUGUUUAAUGAUUGCUUGCAUUAUGAUCACCAAAAAAUGAAGGAUGCAACCACGUAACCAAAUUGCUUCUUGAUAUCAAUCCCGCCGCAACUUAUCAUUAUUGUGAUCAAGAGCUUUACUCAUUCGUAUCAUAUAUUAAAAAUAACUCAUCGUUAACUUUUUUCACUGGCUCACAUCAAUUUGGUGCUUUAAAACGCAAUAUGUGCCUUAAAACGCUACAUCAGUGUGAUGAAUGCUCAUAAAUGUUAAAAAAUGCCAUACUUCAGUUUGUUUUACUGUUCACUAUUCGUGUAUACAUGUUUAUUAGGUUUGAACACAAGGUGCUCUUAAAGCGAAAUUUUCUACUUAUUUUCAUCAUGCCGCCAGUUUGGCUGAUAGAUGUUGUUUUCUGUACAGGCUGAUUGUUUCACCAUGCUAAAUUAGAGGUAAACCGAAAGCACUUGAUGCAUCGUGUUUGAUCUCUCAAUCUUGAAAAAUGAAUCGCUGAAAUCAGAUGAUAAAUAACUGUGUAAUUUCACAGCUCUGCUGGAAAAAGAAUUCUUUUGAUACUGGUCGAAGUAAGCGAUUUAUUUUUGUUGGUGUUUUCCCCUAACUUUAACUGUUCUGCGUUUUAAAUAUUUACUACCUUGCCGUACUCAGCAGUUGCCUCUGAAAAAAAAGACUAAGUUUCCUCCAGUCCCAAACGUUAUCCUUAAUAGAGGGACAGAAGUCACUUUUGUUUUAUGGGCAUCAUUUCAGUGAUUUUAACAAAGAUUUUUCAUCCUCCUGGAUUAGUUCCAGCAUUUAGCCAUGAAAAAACUUCCAAAGAUUCAUUUUGUUCUCAAACUGAUUUCUAACUGUAAUGUAACUGGUGCUGUUUUUCCUGUAGAGUUGUGUGAGGAGUCUAAGUAGUAGUUUAAGUAACGCAAGAGGCAACAAGGUUGUAUCACAAGCAUGAAAUGUGCGAUAAAUAAGCAUAUUUCAAUGAAUCCUAGUUUGUGCCAUUCUGAAUUGUUAAUCUCUUCUCCUUCCAUCGUUAUUGUCUCAGCAAGUUUCUGAAUCUCUAUCCGUAACUUUUAGCAAUUCUAUCAGAUUAGUUGGCAGCAUAGCAAAAAUGUAGAAGGUGAUAGAUGAGUAGCUAUCUUGUGUCUGUUAACGUCUUAGGAAUGUAUAUCUGCCAAUGAAAAUGUGGCUAAUCAAAGACUGACUCUAUCUUGUAAUGGACCCAAAUUUGCAACGAUCCUCGAGGGCAGCUUCCUGUAAUGUAGGAAUGUUCAUUUCUCUGCUCGUCACCUCCUUCAUUUUUUCUGUGCGUCGUCGCCUUUCAAUUAGAUAGCACCGGCGACUAUUUUACACCUUUUUCAUAGGACAGCACUAAACGCUUACUCAUGCUGCCAUGCACCGUAAACGACCAGUGUUGCGGAUUCACAAGCACACAUAGGGAAAGCUUUUUUUUGUGUGUGUGCCACAAGUAGAGACUAAAGUAGAAAAUUUUCUUCCUUGGGAAUGGAAGUUUUCCCCAAAACGUCUCUAAGAAUGUCCCCCGGAAACUUUGAUCCCUAUACCUAAUUCAAUUGAUUAGCUUGCAUUUCUAGCUCCUAUAUUUUUCAUGAGGGGUUCUGUAUUUCCCUUCAGGAUAGGGAAGUUUCUGGUUUGUCAUUUCGAGAAAUCGUUUGAAUUUUAUGAACUAGAAUUGGUUGUCACCAAGCAGAAUGAUUCCCUCUUUCUAAGAGACUACUAAAAACUAAGAGACUAUACAUUAAAAUUAAAUUUUCUUUGCAGACCGCAUCUAAUCGACUUACAUUGUAUUCAUUCAACUUGUAUUCAUCCUAAAUUAGUCGACUGACGGGUUGAAUGUGGUUAAAGAUCUGCUUCUUCUAUUUUCACAUAGUUAGUAAAGUAAAGAAUGACAAUCCAGGGUCUCUAGCUGUAAGUCAGUCAAAUUUCUUUGGUAUGAAACCUGUAGGAAGUACUUGAUCCCCUUUCGUGCACAUAUUAUAGGAAUGAUGGAUUUGAUAAUAGUGGCGGAAAGUGUGCAUUAAAUAUUCAGCCGGAAACUUCCUUAAAAAUCCUGAAGUCAAAUUUCUAAGCAUCCAUUUUAUUGUCCAGUUUGGUGAUCAAUAAGCACUUUGUCAUCCUUCCAAACGUUAUGUUAACUCCCUUUUCCUUCUUUUAAGAGGAAUUUUAUCCGCCUUAUAUGUAAUGAAAAUCUACCUGUCCAACAUCCCCCAGUGCCUUAACUCUUUCUUCAUGCCUUACUUCUCAUCCAUGGUUUUCUAUCUAUCAAAGUGUCUUUCACAAUGAAGCUGUUUACUUUACUUUAUCACCAAUAGCAGUAGCUAACGAUUGUUUUGGGGAGUGCAAGAGGUUAAGCUUGAGGCUUACUUGCCGGAGGGCUUGGCAGAAGUCCCCAUGUCAUCUUCCUUUUCUAUCGAGCAAUGAACUUACUAAAUUACUAUUAGAGCUUAAAAUGCCUUUUAUGAUGAAACAUAAAUUUUAUUUCCUAUGCUCUUGCUUUAUUUUUGUUUCACUUUUUUAAGGAAUGAUAGGAAACUUUAAACGAGAACUAUCCGGAGCCAGGCACUUUGUUCCUUGGUUAUAUCCUGUGAUUUUUAAUUUCUCACUUUGUACUGAUUCUUGUUCUUGUUAACUUUAAAAGCAUUUUUAUCUAGGAAAAAUAUCCUACUUUGUACAUUCAUGUAUGUAUAAUUGAGUUAUUUGUAUUUUUUUCAAUUGUAAGUACUUGUACAAAAAAUGCCAUUAAAUUUUAUAUAUUCAUCAAA